This is a messenger RNA of Lingula anatina, 666 nucleotides long. Its product is annotated as methyltransferase-like protein 27. NCBI's taxonomy places the organism in Eukaryota, Metazoa, Brachiopoda, Lingulata, Lingulida, Lingulidae. The record is from RefSeq and is a predicted model, not a curated record.
UUGUUUUAAAAAAUGGCUAAAAUUGAAGAGAAAAAGCUUCCAAUUUUGAACGAGCUUGACAAACCAGGAAUCACAAAUGAAGAGGUGGAGGACGUGUAUGCAAGAUGGGCCAAAGAUUACGACAGGGAUAUCGCGGACCUCAAUUACUUUGCACCAGCUAACAAUGCUAAUGAGGUAGAAAAAGCACUGAAAAACAAAAAAGACGCGCUUAUUUUGGAUGCCGCCUGCGGAACUGGUUUGUGUGGAAUAGAACUUACAAAGCGUGGUUUCCACAACCUCCACGCCCUGGAUGGGUCAAGUGAAAUGCUUGAGCAGGCAAAACAGAAGGGCAUCUAUAAGAAAACGAUGUGUGCCUUACUUGGACCCAAUCGGUUGGAUAUCCCGGACAACACAUACGAUGCAGUUGUCAUGUCCGGGGCUGUUGGAUCUGGACACGUAUAUGCGAGUUGCUUGGGAGAAUUAAUUCGCAUCGUUAAGCCAGGCGGCUAUGUCGUCGUUGACACCAUCUUCAGGUAUUCACGCGAAUCUGGCUAUCAAGGCAAGAGUUGGGACGAAAUAAUGGACGACUUUCUCAUGGCCGGACGCUGGGUCACGGUGACCAGACGCCUGGCGGAGCAGUCGUUUAACGCUCAGGACGGGAUGCAGUACGCUUUUCAAGUGAAGUAA